Polistes dominula (European paper wasp) is the source of this 1057-nucleotide messenger RNA. RefSeq lists its product as uncharacterized. Lineage: Eukaryota; Metazoa; Arthropoda; Insecta; Hymenoptera; Vespidae. The record is from RefSeq and is a predicted model, not a curated record.
GAAAAUACAUAUUCGGAAGUGCCAAGCAGUUGGCUGAUGCCACCUAUAGACGGUGAUGAGGACGAAUGGCAUUGUUGGUGGCCUCCAAAGACGCAAAAAAAAAAUUAAUAUCUAUAUUAAAUAAAAAUUUGAAACCGAUAGCUCAAGCUGGACAAUAGAACAUGUCAAAAUUAUGGGCUACUAUGACGCUUAUGAAAAAGCUCGGAGARUCGCAGCUGAAUCCGAUUAUACUUCUUCCGAAGAAGGUCUUGGUCGUGGUUGUCGAUCUUCUAAAUCUACUACUGCGGAGCGACAAUACAAUAAGAAGAAGAGAUUAGCACUAAUUAUUGACCCCACAACUGAUGAGGACACAGAAGACGAGCCUCCAAAAAAACAAAAAAGGGGAUUUAUUAAGCCAGCUACACCUAUGCCGAAAAUAUGUGACGAAACGAAAUCCAGCAACUGUAACACACCCAAUUUAUCAAAUACAGUGCUCGAACAUCAUCCAGAAAUUGUCGAACCAGACGAAGUUGAUAGCUGUGAAAAUAAUAAUGAUAGGAACGAAAACAUUCCAUUUGAAUUAAAUACCUUACAUUUUAAUAAACUCGACAAUCUUUUUGACUUUAAUAAUAAAAAUAUAACUGAUAUUUCAUCAAUAUUAAUAGAUAACUUUAAAAAUGUAUUUAAAUUACUGAGUAUGGUUCUCGUGGAUCUAAAAGAUAUAAAACAAAGUCUUGAUCAAGGUCAUUUAGCAAAGAUUACCACGAAUGUCGAGAACAUUAAACAAUAUUUCCCUAUUGAAACAAAACAAGAAUUAGAAUUUGUUGAGAAAAUUUUGUUCACUAAACAAUUAGAAAAUGAGUUCAAAGAAUAUGUGCGUAUUAUCGGUGGAAAAAAUGGUUGUGAUUUCCUGAAAAAUGUAUUCACAUUAAUUUACGAUGAUAAAUUUGCUGCAGACAAUACAUGGCUCGGUAAAAAAAAACAAAGUAAAUUUAAAUGUUAUUCAACUAUAUUUCCUGAAUUUACCAAUUAUAAUUUUAAUUACGAGGCAGGAGAGGGGUUCAGGCUGGGGGCAUAA